AGUCGCUCACUAUACUUGGCUCCCGGUGGAUUGCUAGACCGCUGACGGUGACGCUCGAUGACGAAGCCUAACGUAUUUUGAAAACAUCUCCGCGUAAUUUUUAUUUCAAACGCGUCCACCAGCCAGAGAGCUUUUCUCCAUAACGACCUUUCGAUUUUUGUUCCACAGUGUUUCCAAACGCCGACAUCUAGCAAGCGUUUCAAUAUAAACAAAUUAGUUGGUGUUAAAUGUGUCCGUCGGUGUGGAAAUAACAACAAACUAGCGCAACAUAUUGACAAAUGCAUAUAUGUAUGUAUGUAUGUAUAACAUGCAUACCUAUUUACAUGCUUACAAAUGUGUGGAAGCUUUCAUACGCUCGCUUAGUCAAUUAUUAAGUCAACUAGACAAUACGUCAAAAUAUAAGCUAAAAAUAUGACAACGGAAACAUCAAUUAAUGCCAUGCAGCGGCAUCUGCUGACCAUCGAAAAGUUACGCACCCGAGUACGUCAAAUGUUGCAAUGUGUAAUCAAUUUGCAUAUUGAAUUUUUGGUUUUAGAAUCGAAUGUUUCUCAACUAAUCGACGAAGUGAAAGACUUCAACGAUGAGCUACUCGAAGUACAACGCUUAGACGAGCUUAUCAUUGCGCUGCGCAAUUAUAAUGGUCCAACAAUAUGUCACGAAUGGCCAUAUCCGCUUAUAUUCAAAGGAACCAUCGAUGAUGCAGAUGUCGCACAAAUUCUCAAUGGCAAGCAGCGAAUUGGUAGUAAAAGUCGGAAGAGCAACGACAACAAAGUUAGCAAUGGAUUCAAGAGCAGAGUAACAAUGAAUACUACUGCAAGUCUAGUUAGUAAUGAAACGGUAUAGCAUUUAGUAGUUUGUAAACUUAGACACUUAGGAAUAUGUAGUAUGUAUGUAGAGAAUUAUUAAGCAAAAUUUCUUCGAAACUGUUAUGAGUUUUCCAUAUGUAUAUGUAUGUAUGUAUACAUGGUAUAUACAUAGAUAGGUAAAUAUUUAUUCUAAAUGUGAUGAUUUUGCUAACAUGUAUCUAUGUAUGUUCAUAUAUAUUCGUAUUCACAUGGCAAUGGCUGAUGAUAUAGCCUUCAUUUAAAUAGCAUAUCAGGUGUCUUAUUUCUACGUACAUACGAUGAAUACUUUACGCCUUGGUAGUUAUGUAUGUAUGCACAUAUGUAUGUAUGUACGCACACCUAAAAAAGUCAAUGAAGUUGUGAUUUACUAUGUACGAGUAUGUAUGUAUGUAUGUACCUAUGUAAUAUGAACAAUGUUGAGAGAUUAUGUUGCCAUUAAAUAAAGACUGUGUGAAAAAAUGCA
Rhagoletis pomonella (apple maggot) is the source of this 1308-nucleotide messenger RNA. RefSeq lists its product as uncharacterized. The coding region runs from base 412 to 843 and encodes 143 amino acids. The record is from RefSeq and is a predicted model, not a curated record. The transcript is spliced from 3 exons. Lineage: Eukaryota; Metazoa; Arthropoda; Insecta; Diptera; Tephritidae.